AUGUUUGUCGCAUGGCCCACUCUCUCAAUCAUUGGUCUACCCAAAUUGGUCGUCUGGUGGAAUAAUGCCAAGUUUGACGCGUUCCGGGCGCUGCUCAUGCGGAUCAUAAAUAACCGUGUCGCCUUACCUAGGGACGCUAAGCAUGAUUUCUACUCUGUUGCAUCCACCGAGGCCAAGAAUAGUAGUGUGCAGCUACCUACCCUAGAGAAUACGAAGGAGCUUUGGGGAGAGGCAACAUUCCUCGUACCAGCAGGUGGAAUGACCACUGCCGGCGUCCUCACAGCCGUUCUCUUUUACCUAUCACGCCAUCCAGCCGCCUAUGCGCGGUUAGCUCACGAGAUUCGGGCCACUUUCCCUAAUGCCGAGUCCAUUAAAAGGGGCCCACUUUUGGCUGGCUGCACCUACCUCCGCGCUGUCAUCGAUGAAUCCCUACGUCUCUCCGUGCCCACCACCUCAAUGCCUUGGCGCGAGGAAGAGAUUCUACCCUCCGUCGGCACCCAAAAUGAGCCCUUCGUUGUUGAUAGUCAUGUCAUUCCCCCUGGCACCAUGGUUGUCGUCAAUACUUACUGUAUAAUGCACAACCCUACCUACUUCCCAAAUCCUUUCACCUUCCAGCCGGAGCGCUGGCUUGACGAGGUGAAUAGCGAAACUUUACGCCUUGCCUUUGUGCCCUUUGGCACCGGCGACGCCAUGUGUCUCGGCAAAGGCAUGGCAUAUCUGGAAACGAGUCUUGUCAUUGCCAAGACGUUAUGGUACUUUGACUUUGCACAGGCAUCGGGGGAGGCUGGAAUGCUUGGAGGUGGACGGUCCCAUGCCAUGGAUAAGGCACGGUCAAAGACAGAUGAGUUCCAGUUGUAUGAUGGAAUUGUCUCGGAUCAUGAUGGGCCAAGCUUGGUGUUUACAAAGAGGGGCACUUUUUAUGAAGAUUUAGAGGAUGUUUGA
Sclerotinia sclerotiorum 1980 UF-70 is the source of this 942-nucleotide messenger RNA. RefSeq lists its product as hypothetical. The transcript is spliced from 3 exons. The record is from RefSeq and is a predicted model, not a curated record. Bases 1 to 942 code for a protein of 313 amino acids. Lineage: Eukaryota; Fungi; Ascomycota; Leotiomycetes; Helotiales; Sclerotiniaceae. Gene Ontology annotation, molecular function: iron ion binding; monooxygenase activity; heme binding.